Molecule: messenger RNA, 1768 nt
Organism: Arabidopsis thaliana (thale cress)
Lineage: Eukaryota; Viridiplantae; Streptophyta; Magnoliopsida; Brassicales; Brassicaceae
Gene: SCPL7
Product: serine carboxypeptidase-like 7
Exons: 12
Coding region: 258-1379 (373 amino acids)
Biological process (GO): proteolysis; secondary metabolic process
Cellular component (GO): extracellular region
Molecular function (GO): serine-type carboxypeptidase activity; O-sinapoyltransferase activity
Source: RefSeq, marked reviewed
CUUUAAAGGUUUUGAUUUAUCAGAUAAACGAAUGGCUAACGACUACGUUUCCACUGUUCUGCUUCUUCUUAGCCUCCUUAUCUUCUUGAGUCAGCGUACUGAUUCUGCCUCUAUCGUCAAGUCUCUUCCUGGUUUUGAUGGCCCUCUUCCCUUUGAACUCGAAACCGGGUUUGUUUUCCUCUCUUCCUGUGAUUGUUUUAUCUGUUGUUCUGAGUUUGGAAAUAAUCUUAAGUAUGUAUGAAUAUGAUUCUGUGUGAAUGAAAAGGUAUAUUGGUGUUGGUGAGGAAGAGGAAGUGCAGUUGUUUUACUACUUUAUCAAGUCUGAGAGGAAUCCACAAGAAGAUCCUCUUCUACUCUGGUUAAGUGGAGGACCUGGUUGCUCUUCUAUCUCUGGUCUUCUUUACGAGAAUGGGCCUGUGAAUGUGAAGAUUGAGGUUUACAAUGGAACUCUUCCUUCCUUGGUCUCUACUACAUAUUCAUGGACUAAGGUUUCGAGUAUAAUAUAUUUGGAUCAGCCUGUUGGAACUGGCUUCUCCUACUCAAGAACUAAACUUGUUAACAAACCCAGUGAUUCAGGAGAAGCCAAGAGAAUCCACGAGUUUCUUCACAAGUGGCUAGGCAAGCAUCAAGAGUUUUCCUCCAACCCUUUCUAUGUCGGUGGGGAUUCUUAUUGUGGUAUGGUCAUUCCGGCACUCGUUCAAGAAAUCUCAAAAGGAAACUAUGUAUGCUGCAAACCUCCAAUAAAUCUUCAGGGCUAUAUUCUUGGAAACCCAUCAACAGAAAAUGAAGUUGAUAUUAAUUAUCGCAUUCCAUAUGCUCAUGGAAUGGCACUGAUCUCUGAUGAACUCUAUGAGUCAAUGAAGAGAAUCUGCAAAGGAAAAUAUGAAAAUGUUGAUCCACGUAACACAAAAUGCUUGAAACUCGUUGGAGAAUAUCAGAAGUGCACUAAAAGAAUAAACAAAGCACUUAUAAUAACGCCAGAGUGUGUAGACACAUCUCCUGAUUGCUAUAUGUAUCGGUAUUUGUUAACUACCUACUGGGCCAAUGAUGAGAAUGUGCAAAGAGCUCUUCAUGUCAAUAAGGGGAGUAUAGGGGAAUGGGUACGUUGUUAUUUUGAGAUACCUUACAAUCAUGACAUUAAAAGCAGUGUACCGUACCACAUGAAUAACAGCAUCGAUGGAUAUGCAUCUCUCAUCUUCAGUGGUGAUCACGACAUGGAAGUACCUUACCUUGGAACUCAAGCUUGGAUUAGGUCUCUUAAUUAUUCUCUCAUUGAUGACUGGAGACCUUGGAUGAUAGGAGAUCAAAUCGCUGGAUACACGAGGACCUAUGCCAAUAAGAUGGCAUUUGCUACUAUCAAAGCAAGUCUUUUCCUUUAGUUUCAUUUCAAAUCAACGUUUUGAGUGCAGUUUUCACAAUAUGUUUCUUAAUUGAUUUGUGGAUUUGUUAUAGGGAGGAGGACACACACCAGAGUAUAAACCAGAGGAGAGUUAUAUCAUGUUCCAAAGGUGGAUCAGUGGUCAGCCUUUGUAACUUGAAGCCAAAGCAAUUCCACAUUUCUCGUUUUCUCCAAACCAGAGAAAUCAUUAAAAUAAGUCCAAAUGUUUAAAUCUUUCUUUUGGUCUGUUGGAAAACUAUUGUUGGCACUAAAUGCUCAGCCACAAGAGUUUAAAUGGUUCAAGUUUGUGUUCUAAUUUUUGCAUGGCCUUUAAAACUUCUAUAACGUAAAUAAACAAAACAAAACUAUAAAUAACUAUAAUGGUUCGUU